AUGUUGCUUAGUUCCUCUGCUCUCAUCAGCCUUGCUGGCAGCAAUCUCAUCAGCCUUGCUGGCAGCAAUCUCAUCAGCAUUCCUGGCAGCAAUCUCAUCAGCUUCCUGACAGCAAUCUCAUCAGCAUUCCUGGGCAGCAAUCUCUGGUUACUGAGGGACGCUUUCACACCUGGAUGUCAUCAGAUUCUCAGUUCACAUGGCCCUUAUUCACCAUGCACCAAAACAUGGCUUCUCUCUCUCCUUCCUGUUCUCUCAAAAAACUCUGUUUGAAAACUCCACCUCUUCAUGAAUAUAGAAAUCUCUAUGCAGUCUGA
Staurois parvus is the source of this 314-nucleotide messenger RNA. The record is from the annotation of a GenBank genome assembly. Lineage: Eukaryota; Metazoa; Chordata; Amphibia; Anura; Ranidae.